AUGGCAUUCAUGUGCAUCGUCGGCAAGAUCGGAGUACGCAUGUCUCUUCUGAUUUCGAGUACAGGCGACAUCGUAUACGCGGGAAACCUAUACCUCAACUCCAAGAACGGAACACAGUGGUUUCUGAUGUUUGGAUCGAUAUUAUCAGGGAUCACUGACAGCUUAAUGUACGCAGUCGAAGGGCCCAUCAUCACCUGUCUGUACACAUCUGCUCCUCCAACUAAUUGCACUAACCAAAACGCGCCCCAGCAUACCCCAAGCCCGCACGGCGCGGCCGCAUGCUCGCCUUAUGGGUCGCCCUGUGCACACUGUUCCUCCUGUUCGACCCUCGUGACAAUGGCGACGCAAACCACCCUCUUCUGGAUCAUCGGACAAAUCAUCGUCCUCUCGUAUAUGACGGGGACACUAAGGGGCGUCGAGUGCGCGGGCCAGGCCGUCGCGUAUGGCAUCAAGUCGAGCGAUACGAUGGACUGGCUCUCUAUUGGGCUCAACGUCGGUCUAUUUGUCCUCGCGAUCCCCUUCGCGUGGGCGGUCAUCCGGAAGAUCGGUGUUGAAUCCUUCAAGAAUAUCGAAUCAGAUGUAGCCAGCACCGACGAGAAGAGUGAUACCCCGGACAGCAAGGAGGAAUGGGCUUGA
Messenger RNA from Pleurotus ostreatus (oyster mushroom), 636 nucleotides. RefSeq lists its product as uncharacterized. The transcript is spliced from 6 exons. The record is from RefSeq and is a predicted model, not a curated record. Bases 1 to 636 code for a protein of 211 amino acids. NCBI's taxonomy places the organism in Eukaryota, Fungi, Basidiomycota, Agaricomycetes, Agaricales, Pleurotaceae.